CAUAGUUUAAUCCUAUUAUUAAAUCAGAAUUGAAGUUCUACACUAACUCAAAAAUCCAAAAAAAAAAAAAAACAAAAGGAAACCUUUUUUAUAGCCAAUAAAAAGGUACACCAAUUGUUAAUUUAGCCCCAAGAAUAGGGAUCUUCCCAAUUCUCCCAAAACUCUCUCCUUUUUUAUAUAUAUCUCCUCUUGAUUCUCUGCAUCUUUUCUUCUUCAAAAACUCUUCCUUUUGUUUUCAAUUUUCAUUCCCCCUUUCUCUCUCUCAACCUCUGUUUUCUUUUUUUUUUCCCCUUCUCUUUUCCUCAUUCAAAUAGCUCACUUCUCUGGUUCAAUUAAAACAGAGAAAUCAAAAUGAGCUGGAAAAGGGGUGCCAUUAAACGGACUGUUUUCCACCGUACUGUUUCAUCAUCGUCCCACAAAACCCAUGAUCAAAAUCUCAACUUCAAAAUGCCACGUGUCGUCAGGAUACAGUUCACCGAUUGUGAUGCCACCGAUUCCUCCGGCGACGAGGACGACGACGAUGACCGGUGUCAGCCGGAGUUCCAUUUACGGCGUUUCCCUCGUACUAAAAAGUUCGUGAACGAGAUCAUAAUUCACGAAAAGGAGAAUCUUUGCUGUCAGGGAGGCGGCGAUACGGCGGUGAAGGGAGGAGGAAAGGAGAAGAAUAAGAAGAAGAGGCCGUCGGGGAAUUCCGGUGCUACCCAAACGGCGGAGGGAAGAACUGUGAAGAAGUAUCGAGGCGUACGGCAGCGGCCUUGGGGGAAAUGGGCUGCGGAGAUUAGAGACCCGACCCGGAAAGCGAGGAUUUGGUUAGGGACUUACGAUACGGCGGAAGAAGCUGCCAUGGUUUAUGACAGAGCCGCGAUUCAGAUACGUGGGGCCGAUGCUUUGACCAAUUUCAUCAAACCGCCGGUGAAGAAGCCGGAGUUGGUGGUGGAGACUACUCCCACUUCGAUAUCCGGGUAUGAUUCCGGCAAGGAUUCGUCGGAGGUAACGAACCUCUGUUCUCCGACCUCUGUUUUAAGGUUUGAAGGAAAUGAGGAAAAACGAAGUGGGCAAAGCGACGUCGUUGCAAGAGAUGAUCAUGAUAACAAGAGUGGAAUUGACUGGAAACCGUCUGAGCCUUUGGCGAUGGGGAAAGGUUUUUUCAAAUCAUUGGACGAGGAUGAAUGUUUUGUGAUGGAUGAAUGUCGUUUAGACGAUUAUUUCAAUUUCACUUCUCCAGCACCUAUAAUUUUUGAUGAAAAAAUUGGAGGUGAUGAUGAUUCACAAAAGGGGGAUUUUUGUGAUUUUGAUGAUGUUUCGUUGGGUUUUGAAGAUGGCUGUGGCGGUGGUGAUGAUCUGAUGAGUUCUUGUUGGGGUCUUGAAGAAAUUGAUGAUUUCUUGGAAGAUCAAUUGUUAGCUUCUUGAUUAUAUUAUGAUAAACAUAAAUCUCCGGAAUAAUUUUUUAUGGAAAUUUGGGUUUUCAUCUUGGAGGGCUAACUUGUUUAGUUGCUGCAGUAAUCUUAAUUUAGUUCUACUAGCAUUCUGACCGGAGUGUAAGAUGGAAGUAAAUUUUGUGAAUGGUUAUGACAAUUGUAUAAAGUUAGUAUUUUCAUGGUUCCUCAGUCUCUUUUGUUUUCUCUCUAUGUUUUUUUUUAACACGUUUUGAAUUCAUCGGGUUACAAGGUUGAUGGAUCAAGUUUCGGUUGUUCGAAUGAGGUAAAUUGCUAGACUCAUUAUUCCUUACAACUUACUAGUCAUUAAGGAGUACUUAGUAACUUGUGAGUGGUGUUGAAUGAAAAUCAAUCUCCUUAAUUUAACCUUAUUUUCUGCUUCGGCUUGUAUUUUCAAUUUGGGAAGUAGAAAAACGUGUAAUUGGACUAUGUUAGAG
Messenger RNA from Oldenlandia corymbosa var. corymbosa, 1873 nucleotides. Lineage: Eukaryota; Viridiplantae; Streptophyta; Magnoliopsida; Gentianales; Rubiaceae. The record is from the annotation of a GenBank genome assembly.